CUCUUUCUUUUCCACCACAGCAGCCACCGAGGGCGAAGCUCCCCUUAACCUACGCACCCUCCUUCCCAUUUUCCUCCGCCCUACAAUAGAGAGAGAGAGAAAUGGGAUCGUACUUCAGCCACGCCGCUCCUCCGCCCCUAGCAAGCGCCGUCCCUCCUCCGUCCGACGCGAAGGAUGGAGAGUCCAAGACGGAGGAGAAAGUCGACUAUUUGAAUCUCCCAUGCCCCAUCCCUUUUGAAGAAAUCCAAAGGGAAGCUCUCAUGUCUUUAAAGCCAGAACUUUUUGAGGGUUUGCGCUUUGAUUUUACGAAAGGACUCAAUCAGAAAUUCUCACUUAGUCACAGUGUGUUCAUGGGUUCUGCGGAAAUUCCCUCCCAAUCGUCCGAAACCAUCAAAGUGCCUACUGCACACUACGAGUUUGGGGCUAAUUUUCUUGACCCAAAGCUAAUGCUUAUAGGGAGGAUAUUGACUGAUGGGAGGCUUAAUGCAAGAGUCAAGUGUGAUUUGACUGAUAACCUUACUUUGAAGAUGAAUGCACAGAUUCAAAAUGAGCCACAUUUUUCCCAGGGCACAUUCAACUUCGACUACAAGGGUAAAGAUUUCAGAUCUCAGUUCCAGAUGGGGAACAAUGCCUUCUAUGGCAUCAAUUAUAUUCAGAGUAUCACUCCACAUUUGUCUCUUGGAAGUGAAGCAUUUUGGCUUGGUCAUCAAAGAAAAUCUGGUAUUGGUUUUGCUGCUCGAUACAACACGGAUAAGAUGGUUGCAGCAGGGCAACUUGCCAGCACUGGGAUAAUUGCUUUGAGCUAUGUGCAGAAGGUAUCUGAGAAGGUUUCUCUUGCAACUGAUUUGUUAUACAAUCAUAUGACAACAGAUAUAACCACAAGCGUUGGCUACGAUUACAUGCUGCGACAGUGUCGCUUAAGGGGGAAGCUUGAUUCCAAUGGGUGUGUUGCUGCUUUUCUAGAAGAGCGGCUAAAUAUGGGUGUGAAUUUUAUUCUUUCUGCAGAGAUUGAUCACAAAAAGAAAGACUACAAAUUCGGAUUUGGCAUGACCCUGGGAGAGUAGGGAGAUGCUUCUUGAUCCCUCGGAAAACGAUUUUAUUUGUAUUUCUAUCGACUGCUGUUUUCAACGGCUUGGCCUCAAUUUAACUUUCAUAGGUGUGGUCGAGCCUACCAUUUCGGAGCAAGCUCGUUUCGAGUUUUUCCAGGUUGCCAUUAUUCUUUGGGCAGAUAGAAGAAGGUAUAGAUGGAACUCCCAAGUUUUGUAUUUUGACUCAGAGUUACAGUUUCGGUACAUUAGGGAACACUGUCCUUUCGAGGCCGUGGCCACGGCAGAUUUUAGCCUUUGAUUUCAGUUCAGAGCUGGAGUGCUAUUCAGUUACUAAUAAGUGAAAAUUUUAGAUAGAUGGUCCUGUGGAUUUGGACGGUUA
Molecule: messenger RNA, 1428 nt
Organism: Magnolia sinica
Lineage: Eukaryota; Viridiplantae; Streptophyta; Magnoliopsida; Magnoliales; Magnoliaceae
Product: mitochondrial import receptor subunit TOM40-1-like
Exons: 11
Coding region: 102-1064 (320 amino acids)
Biological process (GO): protein import into mitochondrial matrix
Cellular component (GO): mitochondrial outer membrane; mitochondrial outer membrane translocase complex
Molecular function (GO): transmembrane protein transporter activity
Source: RefSeq, a predicted model, not a curated record